Molecule: messenger RNA, 1629 nt
Organism: Dictyostelium purpureum
Lineage: Eukaryota; Evosea; Eumycetozoa; Dictyosteliales; Dictyosteliaceae
Exons: 6
Coding region: 1-1629 (542 amino acids)
Biological process (GO): transcription initiation at RNA polymerase III promoter
Cellular component (GO): transcription factor TFIIIC complex
Molecular function (GO): histone acetyltransferase activity; protein binding
Source: RefSeq, a predicted model, not a curated record
AUGUAUAAUGAUUUAUACAGCACCAAACUAGGUCAACUUCAUUAUUCAAGCUAUUCAAAUGCAUCAAAGAAAUUAGCUUUUUUUUUAGACAGUUGUAUUUCUAUUUAUAGUUUUAAAAAUGGGUUAUUAAAAAAAGAAACCAUUAAAGUUUCAUCAAAAGAUUACAAUAAAAAAGAAUAUAGUAUUGGAGAGCCAGAGGCACCAGUAUUUCCAAUAUUACGAUUACCUAAAGAUGAUACACAUUUUACAUUAGGAUGUUUUUCAGAUGUUUACUUACCAUCACUAGGUGGUGGCUUUCAACUUUUGGUCGCAGCAACUUCAAACUCAAAUGUUAUUGUAUUUAGAUCACCAGAUAUUUCAUCAACAUCAAUUAAUUAUACAUGGGAGCUCGUUUUAAAUGUAUCUGAUAUUUUAAAUCAGACAUUACACGAUUACGAAUUUAACAAACCAAUAAAAGAAAAUAAAACAGAGUUUAUUGACAGAAAUAUUCAUCCAAGAGCAUACAAUCACGAUACUGAAAUUGUCUCUAAUUUAGAGUUUAAAAAGAGAUCAGAAUGGUUAGCUUCAAGAGCAUUGGGAUGGUCGAAUGUCAUGAAGUGUUAUUCAUCAAACGAAGAAAAAAUUGAGGAUUUAGAAGGAAAUGAAAAGAUGAUAUUUUUGACAGUAGGAACAAAAAGAGGAUUGGUGUUAUAUAGAUGUCUUUUACCAGACUUAAAUAGUAUUUUCAGCGAGUCAAAUUUCACAUUCUUUAAAUUAAUCGAAACCCAUGAUUGGGUUGUAGGUCUAAGUUGGAAGCCAACCUUUUCUAUUGACCAGCUUGAUGAAGAAGGAGCCGAGAAUAUUAGUGGUAUAGUUGCUUUGGCUUUAGGUGAUGGUAGUGUUAUAUUACAAACAAUUAAUAAUAAUGGUGAGGCAGAGUUACUAGAAACAAUUGUUCAAAAAGAUAGUAACCCAGCAUCAAUUUUAGAAUGGGGGCCAAUUAAUGAAAGUGGGGAAAGUUAUUUAAUUAUUUGCAAAGGUUUUGGAUUCUAUUUAUAUGAUUUUGAAAACAAGAUGUUAUCAAAUUUCAUUAUUGCACAUAGAGAUAAGAUUACAGGUGCUUCAUUUUCAGAUCAUUCACAUUUUUUAACAUCAUCAUUGGAUAAUAAUAUUAUUGAAUUUCACAUUGAGCCUAAAUUUUGGAGCGGUGAUAAAAUUACUCCAUCAUCUGUAAAUUAUAUUAAAAGAGAAGAAAAUAAUAGUUUAGGUGUACUGUCAGUUUUUUCCUCACCAAAUAGAUUAAUUACAUGUUAUUUAGAAGAAUUAGUAAAGGGUAGUAAAAUGUUUGAAUCCAAAUUGGAUGUUUCUAGUUUUACAAUUGCGUAUAAAAUACCAGCAUAUAGUUUCCAAUCAUUUAAAUCCUCAUUCCUUCAAAAAUUUAAAAGUGAAGAAUCAAGAAAUAUUUGGGACUAUUUUAUAUACAUUAAUAUAUAUACAAAUGAAGAGAUUAUUGAAUUUAUCAAAGAGUUGAUCGAAAAUGAGCCAGAUAGCAAAGUGUUGCAUUAUAAAUUUAUUAUUAAACUAUAUUAUAUAUUAAAGGUAUUGUCAAAUUUAAAUUUGAGGCUAUUCUUAUUAUUUUUAUUUUACUAA